Molecule: messenger RNA, 711 nt
Organism: Dendronephthya gigantea
Lineage: Eukaryota; Metazoa; Cnidaria; Anthozoa; Malacalcyonacea; Nephtheidae
Exons: 4
Coding region: 140-451 (103 amino acids)
Source: RefSeq, a predicted model, not a curated record
AAAAGUUCUUAAAUGAAAGUUCUCUAUAUCGAAAGUGGAAGUGUUGGUGACCUUGGGGGGAUGACCUUUGUAUGCAGAGCUCGUGACAAAAAGCUAUGACGCCGAAUGUAAACAGAAACUUUUAAAAAUUGUCUUUGCCAUGGAAAUGUUUCAAAAGAAGUGGCUUAGAAAAGAAAUUGAACUAAAUCAAAGACACGAGGAUAUAUUAGCAGAACGAGAGGAAUUAUUGAGUCAGAACAAAAUCCAGCUUUAUAAUCAUGGAGAUAAACUUAAAAAACUUUCAAACGAUUUGGAAAUGGCAAGAAAAAGAAACAAUAAAUUGAGAGAAGAAAUAGAGCUGUUUGAAAAAGACAUGCAAACUCAGCAAAAACAACAUGGGGUCAAUUCAGAGUUGGAAGUUUUGAAAGCAAGGUAUUGGGAAAUGGUCAUGAGGGAAUUGUCAUCACUGUGAAAAGUUAAGCAGUGAACAUUAUGUGGAAAUUGCUACCAUAUCUCUGGUGAUCAAAGGAAGCAAGCUGAUUGCUAUUACCUUAAAAUAGGUUGGUUUACAGUAUAUACAGCAUAACAUCCGAGGGAUAAUACUACAGCUUAUAGCUAGUUAGGGUUACGAGACAUUGCAAAAUCAAUUUAUUAUCAAUUUCUCCAAAAACAAGUCAAACAUGAGUCUAUACAUAUAUAGCUAGGUCAUUAUAAGGAAUACAAAUCAAACAA